This is a messenger RNA of Doryrhamphus excisus (bluestripe pipefish), 2425 nucleotides long. RefSeq names its product solute carrier family 25 member 29-like (gene slc25a29l). Lineage: Eukaryota; Metazoa; Chordata; Actinopteri; Syngnathiformes; Syngnathidae. Gene Ontology annotation, molecular function: high-affinity L-arginine transmembrane transporter activity. Gene Ontology annotation, biological process: mitochondrial L-ornithine transmembrane transport. The record is from RefSeq and is a predicted model, not a curated record. Gene Ontology annotation, cellular component: mitochondrion.
GCCGCGAUAGCAAUGUUGGUUUUAGGAUGGUUGUGAUUUGAAACCCCACUCGACCCGGGCAAGCUGCUUUCGCCGCCGGCAGCCAAUGCGAGCGAGGGGCGGCCAGUGCGAGUCAGGGGAGUUGUCUUCCACCCAGACAGCGGAUUGGACUGCCUUAAAAAGGGCAAACACGCGUCUACGUUUUUUCUACAUCGAGCACCCGCCUCCAACUCCUCUUGACGACCAGAAAUAGAAAAGCUUUAGUAGACACAAGUCAAGUGGCUAAAUAACACGUUUAGUCCUCGUUCGCGUCAACAGUUUUGCUAGCAUAGCUUUAGCUUCGGCAUCACCGACUCAGCGGAGUUAGCUUUAGCCGGAGGUUGGGGGGUGUUGUCAACAAACUCAGCCGGACAAAAACAUUGUUUGUAGCAAAAGUAGAGGGCGAACCGUUCAGUGAAUCGUCAAAUCGGUAUAAUAAGUUGUACCUUCGAGGGAAUGGCACUGGACUUCGCCGCGGGCUGCGUGGGAGGUGCUGCUGGUGUUCUGGUUGGCCAUCCAUUUGACACAGUGAAGGUGCGGCUUCAGGUACAAAAUGCGGACAAACCUCUAUACCGAGGGACAUACCAUUGUUUCCAGUCCAUUGUGCGCCAGGAGUCGGCGCUGGGUCUCUACAAAGGUCUCGGCUCACCCAUGAUGGGCCUCACCUUCAUCAACGCCAUAGUUUUCGGCGUGCAGGGCAACGCCAUGCGGAAGCUGGGCUGCGACACGCCUCUUAACCAGUUCCUGGCAGGUGCCUCGGCGGGAGCCAUCCAGUGCGUCAUCUGCUGCCCCAUGGAGCUCGCCAAGACGCGCAUGCAGAUGCAAGGCACCGGGGAGAAGAAGUCCAAGAGGAAGAUGUACAAGAACUCGCUGGACUGCCUGCUGAGAAUCUACAACAAGGAGGGCAUCCGAGGUAUCAACCGCGGCAUGGUGACCACGCUGAUCCGCGAGACGCCGGGUUUCGGUGUCUAUUUCCUGACGUACGAUGUGCUGACGCGCUCCCUGGGCUGCGAGCCGGAAGACCCUUACAUGAUCCCCAAACUGCUGUUCGCCGGCGGAAUGUCUGGCAUCGCCUCGUGGCUUUCCACCUACCCCGUAGACGUCAUCAAGUCCCGCUUGCAGGCCGAUGGCGUGGGUGGCGUCAACCGCUACAGCGGCAUCGCAGACUGCGUGCGGCAGAGCGUGCGCAAGGAGGGCUGGCGGGUGUUCACGCGUGGCCUCACGUCUACACUGCUGCGUGCCUUUCCGGUCAACGCCACCACCUUUGCCACGGUGACUCUCUUCCUGCUGUACAUGCGCAAGGAUGAGGAGUGCGUCAUGAAAGCCUCUGAGCCGCAGGCCGCGCCACUGCAGCCGCUACAGACGCAGGCUCAAGCCACGAGCAUCUAAAGCUGUUUACUGUGACCCGCUCGUUGCCGUCCACUAUCAAAGGAAGGCGUAAUAUUUAAUAAUGAUACAUUACCAUAAAAGCUGCACUUGUACAUACAGUGUGUUUUUAUAUACUUCUUUUUAAUGUCACUAACGAACCCUGUUCGCAACAGGAGUUACCGGAAUGGACAGCAACGGUUCCACAUGUCCAAAAAUGUGUCUUAAUGUGUGGAAUUGAACACGAGCAUAAACUGCCUUGUGGUGUCAAACAGCACCUGAGCAUUUUUUAACCAAAUGAAUACAACGCCUUUCAUGUACAUGGUUGUAAAUAUUACAUGUGUCGUUGUGUUUGUCAUAGGAACGGAAUGAUUCAAGGUGUCAUCUUUAGUUAUGUAUUACUUUUAGUCAUGAUAUUAUCGUGCUGGACAAGUCAUUCGGCAAUCAUCCACUUAUUUACUCCUGUCCUAAAAGAUUCUGUCCCUUUGAGCCAAAAUUCUGUUACAAUGUCAAAGCACAACUCAUAGUGCAGUGUUAAGCACAUUGUCCCCUCCAGGAGGUGCUGUUCUUCGCUGUUUGCUGCUUGCCUACAAACCCAAGCAGAGAAAGUAACAGCUGCUGCUUUUUUGACACUUGAAGCUGCUGUUUUAAAGUGAUUCUAUUUUUAGUAUUCUAAAUAAAUAUAAUAAAAGCAAUCAGUAAUCCUGUUAAAUCAAAAAUAUGUUUAUUUUUUACAUGAGAUGAAAUUGUUUUCCUUGGUGUUUUAAUGUCACAUCUGCCAUUGUCUUCAAUCAUCUAAAUGUCCUUCUGAAAAAAUAACCUGUCAUCUUAUUUCCUGUUGGAAAUGAUUUGCUGCAGUCAUCUGUUGAAAAGAUGUGCAGUUCAAUGUCAUGUAAAUUUGACACAUGCUGAUCUUUGAUGUUUCGAAAAGGAUCUACUUCAUGAAUGUAUCAUUUUCUCUGUUCUGUAAGUGCAUUGUUUUGCACCAAAGCCGUUCAAGUGCCAUGAGAAUGAAUGGUGAAAUAAAAGUCAUGACUACUAA